Molecule: messenger RNA, 4036 nt
Organism: Dreissena polymorpha
Lineage: Eukaryota; Metazoa; Mollusca; Bivalvia; Myida; Dreissenidae
Product: protein amalgam-like
Exons: 8
Coding region: 226-1467 (413 amino acids)
Cellular component (GO): neuron projection
Source: RefSeq, a predicted model, not a curated record
GCUAAUAUCGCAGCUAACCUCUGACCCGCGCACUGAGUCGUCUGCUGUUAGGCGGCUGAAUUGGCGCUGUCAGAUUGUAACGCAGUUGCAAAUAUGGACAUUAUUUAUCUGAAAUAAUUACAAGUGUCAGAAUAUACAUCAAUGAAGACAGAUAUACAUAUAUGUUUAAAUGUCGCGUAACAUUUUUAAUGGAAUUAAUCGUGACAUUUUAGGAAUUUAAGAAAGAUGACUGGAGAAAUUUUAGGUUUACUUUUCUGUCUUACAAACGUGUUAUCUUUACAAUUCGAGCCCCUGUUCAACGAUGACGUUACAGAGGUCAAGGUCGUUGCAGGCUCCACCGCAUUGCUGCCGUGUUACGUGCUAAAUAAAGGAGAACACACGAUUAUAUGGAUGAAUCCGAAAAGAAUUCUGUUCAGCAACGAGCAGCAAAUAGUAAUUGACGACAAACGCGUUGGGAUCGUAGUCUCUGGAAGUGGAGAUUGGAACCUGCGCAUUGAGCAUGCGCGCUACAAUGACAGUGGCGAAUACUCUUGCCUGCUGAACACAAAACCGGUGAAAAUCAAGAGGGUGUUCUUGUUUGUCCAAGUUCCAGCCCACAUUUUGAACCAGGAAUCGAGCCGUGAUAUAGAAGUUGAGGAAGGCAAUAACGUCACACUCCGUUGCCGGGCAACAGGCGUUCCUCAACCAAACAUAACGUGGUUUAGAAGACCAUUCGUGUCUAUGGAGAACAAAGAAUGUCCUUUUACAGAUCUGAGCACGGAGGGGGAGAUGCUGACGGUACACGAUGUCCGGCGCUACCAGGCCGGCGUGUACGUGUGUCUGGCGUACAACGGCGUCCCUCCCGCUGUUACAAGGGAAAUGCAGGUCAACGUGCAAUACAUUCCUGUCGUGAAAUUGCUCAAUACACGUCUUGGACAAAUACUAGGCAGAGAGACUAUUCUGGAAUGCUCGGUUACGUCAUAUCCGCGCGCGAAAAUCACGUGGUUAAAACAUGGCAUUCCGAUACAACACAGCUACAAAUACCGCAUGGAGCUGUAUCCUGGCAAGCAUGACACUCACACGCUGACCAUGACGAUAUACACAAUCAAUGAGCGUGAUUUCGGCGAGUACACGUGCGAGGCCACUAAUAGAAUGGGCACGAAGAGAGAAACUAUGACACUGUAUGAGUAUAUUGAGCCCACACCCACUACCCCAACCACGCGGCCCCCUAAAUCGUGGGCCCGUAGCUCAACGGGUUACCAAGAGGAAUACUACGAACAAUAUGCACCCAACAUCAGACAGAAACCUUUCGGCUCGAACCCAGUACCUCUCGACCGUGCAUCGUCCCUUGAUAAAAAGGCCUAUGCUACAGGUGUGCUUUUAAAGCGGAAAGGGUAUUACCAAGAUGGCGGCGUGGAAAAUUCUGUCAAUGACAAUCGUUAUGGUCGACUGUUAAUCCUGCUAACAGUUUCGUCCAUGCUUCUCUGAUGAAAAUGAUUUAACAUUGUGACUUUUGACAUUGUGACUUUUGGCUGAUAAUUGCAUUUCGAACAUGCGCAAACUUGCAUCAUUUCCUGUGUGUCAUAUUUUAGGCGAAAUGUGGACACACUGGUACUGUACAUUGUACAUAUAUACAAUAAGUGGGUUUUUAUGAGUGUAUAUGUCCUGUGUGUAAUCGGGAGUUCUUCACCUUAUCUUCAUACUAUGUUUUCAAAUCUUGUAAGUGCUGCUAAAACUCUUGUAUUGCGUGGCUACGCUUUAUUGUUUCUAAUCAUCAUUUAAUAAACGUUAUAAUGAAUACUAUAAUGCUCUUCUUUCCCGAAUAAAGUUCCGAUAACAGUGGUGAUCAAAUGCUAUUCUAUAUGGAUUUUAGAUUGUUAUGAGACAUAAAGUGUGCAUGUAUUCAUAAAAUGUGUAAAACUGACAAAUUAUGGCUAUUUCAUUGGAAACUGCUUAUGUUAUGCAAAAUAAUAUGCAGUUAUAAGUCCCAUUGUGGAUUCAUUAGUCUCACGAGCUCACAUACAUUUAAAAUUAAAAUGUAACUUAUACAUUUGUUAAUGAAUUUUAAGUUUGUUUCGAUACAAGAAUGGUUUCAUUUACGGUUAUUUAAACUUUAUAAUUAUAUUCGUUACAAAAAGAAAUAACGUAGAUAAAAAUGUCAAAGAUUUGACCACUACAAAUCUUAAGAUGGUGGGUAUCAGCUAUAAUUACAGCAAAGUAUUUUUCAUCAUCAUGUUUCUCCUCAAUGCCCGUCACUAACAUCAUCAUCAUCAUCAUCAAUUAUCACAAUUAUUGACAUAAACUGUAUUCAUCAUAUUUAUCAUAAUAUAUGUCUUCAUUAUGAACAUCAUAAUUAAUAAUCAUCAUCUAACACUAUCGUCAGCAUCUUUGAUCAUGAUCAUGAUCCUUAUAAAUAUAUGAAGGAUAGCUAAAAUAUUAAAUUUGACCGUUUGACCUUCAAGAGUUACCAAGACAUUUGGCGUAGUUACAUGCAUACUCAAGGAUGAGGCUGUCAUAGUAUGUCUCUUUUAUUGAUGGAUGAGGAAAAAGAAACAAAAGUUGGAGUAUUGUUAUGAUUAUGAGAAUGAGAAUAAAGCAGAAGUUAAUUAAUAUGAUGACAUGCCGAUGAUAAUAACAUGAUGAGAUAAUGACGAUGGUGUUUGUGUUCAUGAUGUUGAUUGUUGUUGCAGUGUUGAUGAAGAUGAUGAUGAUGAAAAAAAUUAUUAUGAUUUACUUAAUAGUCAUUAUUGAAGGUAUUUCUUUCUUAAUUCACUGUAUACUUUAGAUUCAGACAGAACAAUGACAUUCAAUUUUCAAAACUUGUUACGACAUACAACAUUACCUGUUUUCGCUUUUUGUUGUUCACGCUUAUUACAAUGUCCAAUUUAAAUUUCCAUAAAAUAUGUGCUGAUAUUAUUAUGUUUAAUAAAGCAGUACUUUCAUAUGUCAAUUAUUAUCUGGUAAAUAUAUUAGUGUAAUUUAAAAUCCGCUCAUUCGAACGAAUCUACUUUUAAGACCUAUGUUGUUUUAUUUUAAACAAUCAUUAUGAUUAUGUAAUGUAUGCCUUGUGUCUACCGAUGAUUUGAUGUAAUUUUUACACUUUUUAUGUAUGUCCUUAUUGUCUUAAGCCGUCUCUUAUCUUUGACUGUGAAAUAUUCAUCAAUAUGAAAUAUUUAGCAAAACUAUUUUAUUGCAUUUAUGUGGAAUUUCAGUUUGGUUUCAGUAAGAUCUUUCCGUAUUUUACAAAUGUAAUGUAAUUUUGUGUUUAGACUCUUUCACACAGCAACUAGAAUUCGAAAGUGUGUAUUUUUUAUUUACAGCUUCGCAAAAGCGGAAACAUAGCAUUGCUCAGAGGCAUGCCUGCAUGGUCCAGAGUGAUUACAAUGAAUUUAAUUUGGUUUUAUGCUACAAAUAUGCUUAACAUAAUACACGUUGUACGUAAUAAUGUACGUUAUUUGGCUGUUUCAAAAGAGGCUGCUGCUACGUUUGGAAGUAGGUUAAAUAAUAAAACAGAAACUCAAAUAUGUUUGGAGCCCUCGGAUAUAAUGCACAACCAACGCUGCAACUGAUUGAUUAACAACAAUCUCAAUUUCUUUCAUCCUCGUCACAUCGUGUUUUUGUUUCUAUUUCGUAAGGACGACCCCUCUGAAGUUGUUUAUUGUUUUAUAAAAACCGUGUUGAAAUGUUCAUAAAGAAUUUUAUUUGUAAAAUUACACAAAUUGUAAAAUAACACAUGUUUACUUAAUGGAUUUUUUCUGUAAGAUGUGUAAAACAUUUUGUCACGAAGUAUAUUAAGAUAAACAUGCGAAGUGUACACACUAUUUUUAUCGCUGACAAUAGGUUAUGUGUGUCAAUUACUAAUGUGUCAAUUAAGAUGAGGAAAGUAAACUUUGUAUUAUUGUAUUAAACUGAACAUACUGAAAGUUACAUGCAUAUUAUUGUGGUGUGGAGUCAACACUGGCAUAGACUGUACACUUGCAUGAAUUGAUACGAUGAAUGAGUAGACAUACAUGGAAUAUAGGAACGCACUAGGUUAGACAAUAAAAGGUGAAAGUUG